UUGGCCUCCCAAAGUGCUGGGAUUACAGGAGUGAGCCAUUGUGCUGGAGAUGUGUGUUUCUAGUGGCUGAUGCUAUCACACACAGAUAUACAAGUGACAUAAAGCGUCUUCAUAUAAGUGGCUAAAGGAUAAAAAAAAGUAGUUAAGAGAUAUAGAGAUGAACCAAGGGUGAUACAGGGUAUCUGUGCACAUCAUGGAGGCCUGGGAUCCCCUGCCACCAACCUCAGGGUCAGGUAAGGCCUCAGAAGCCUGACCAUGGAAGCAGCAGCAAUAAUCUCGAAGCAGUGGCCGAUGGCCAUACAGGCUGUGAGAGGGAAGAGCAUGCUGUCCCAAGAGCACUGCAUACUGCAGCAUGUACGGGGGAUCUCUGUGAACCUUCUCAAUGACUCAGGAGGGACUCCAGAGUGGGGAGAUUUCCAUGGCCCCAUUUUCAACAAUGGUCCUCGAUUUACAUGGCUAGGAAAACAUAUGUUAUAAGAUAGGAAAGAAAUCUCCCCCCAAGGUAAAUACCCAUUUGGUGAAAGCCCACACAGGGACACUUACAGGGAGAAUCUUCUCAGAAAGCACAGCAGAGCCUCAGGGCCACCCUUUGCUCCUGGUCUGCUCAGGAACUAAACAGAAUACAAGGUGGAGUGACUCCCAGCUGGCUGAGUGCUCUUUUUAGAAAGCCAAGCCAGUUUUCUCUUGACCCAGCCCAAGGUUAGCCUUGAGAAUUUCAUAAAGGCUUAAAUAGCCUCAGGAAUUCAGUCACAAUGCAUGACUAAUUGGUAACUUGACCUGGAGAUAAUUUGUAGGUUUGAAUCCUCCCUGGAUGGACCCUGGAAUCCAGUUUGGUGUGGAUGCCAAGAGUUAUACAUGGGAAAAUCCAAAACUUUGUGUCUGCCUACACCUCAGCCUCGCACAGCAGUGAGGAAGGUACACAGGUGACCAGGCACAGUGAACGGCUCAAGGGAGCAGGAGUCUAGCUGUACCUAGGCCUGUAUGAGGGCAGGACUGGCCUUGGGGGCACAGGAUACCAUGCUAGCCAAAGCCUCAGUCUUUGACCUGUGCCCCAAGUCUGACUGCAUCAUUAGAGGCCACACAGUUCUCAAACAAAGUCAAUAUCAAAAGUGAUUCUUUUGGGGCAGUGGCAUAUAGCAGGUUAAAGGUACAAGUUGAGGAGUCAGACAGAUCUGAGUUCUAAUCCAGACUUCUCUGAGAUGCCAUUUUGAGCAAAUUAGUCACUGUGUCUGUGUCUUAGUUUCCUUCACUGUGAAAUAGUAUGAAAUGUUAUAUUGAUCCCUGACCCUGGUCUCUGUUACAGAGCUCCUAAAACCCUUGUAAUUUCCUGAGCAACAAGCAUGCCAGGAGAACCUUUUGUUCUGAUGUUUGGUCUCCGCUCAGGUUCUGAGAAAGAGCUCCUAAUGAUCCCGCAGGUAUGGGUAACAGGGGGAUCCUUUGUUCUAGUAUUUGGCUUUUGACCUCAAUUCCUAACAAAGAGCUCCUAAAUUCCUAGAAACUUCCUGGUGAUAGGAACAUCUCUUAUUGUAAUGAGGCAAUUCUUAGUGGGCUCCUGGAUAGGAACUGGCCACUAGAAAGACCAAGCCAUAGUUAGAAGCUUGGAGCUUUCAGCCCUACUCACCACGCACCAGAAAGAGAGCAGCUAGAAGUGGACUUAAUAAUUCAUUAUGCUUACAUGAUAAAUCCUUCAUAAAAAUGCCUGAACUAUGGGGCUCAGAGAACUUCCAGAUUGGCAAGCAAAUCCCCAUGCAGGGAGGGUGGUGUACCCCAACUCCACAGGGACAAACCUCCUGGGCUUGGGACUCUGCCAGACCUUGCCUGUGUAUGUCUUCAUCUAGCGGUUUUUCUGUAUCUUUUAUUGUAUUUCUUAAUAAACUGGUAAACAUAAGUAAAGCAUUUCUCUGAGUUCUGUGAGCCAUCCUAGGAAAUCUCCAAUUGGCUGUUGGUAUAUUUAUGAUAUCAUUCAUAAUAGCAAAAAUCAAAGGAGAUUAAAUGUGAUUCCUUAUUUCUUUUUCUUCAUCUCUCAAACUUUAAGGAAGCUUCUUAAGUCUUAGCUUAACCCAUGGUAUAACUAUUUAUUGUAUUGUGGGAGUCAGUAAAAGAACAAAUUGAAGAAUGCAUGAUUGAAGAAUGAGUGAAAUCAUUAACACACUAUGGACUUCCAGGAACUGAAUGCAUUUAACUUUAUUUUAGUGCAAAUGUAAUUAACUAUGUUUUACUAUUUGUUUAAAUUAUGUUUUACUUAUUCUAUUUAUUCUUAUUUUUAAAAUAACAUACAAAGUAACCUACCUCUAGCCUUUGCUUACAAAUUUAACUACUUAUGCUUUGAAAGAGCGAACUUUCUUUCUGGACUUGACUUUGCAGCCCUUCUCAUCCCAUCAUCUGACUAUCCUGAAGAAUGGUUUUUUAAAUCGGCAGUUUCUGGAUAGUUUCUGUCUGUGAGAUCUCCCAUGAGAUGCAAAGACCUGUGCAAAACAGUCCAGAUUUGGACACAUUUUUUGGUAAUGUUAGUUAGUUUUUUUUUUUUCUUUGCUAUCUUUGCUUUGCUUAACUUACUUUCUCCAUAGAAUAGUCCACAACAGAAAUUCAUAGGCUUCUUUUUGGAACAUGACUCUCCAACUUGAACUAUCAUGAAAAUCCUCAGGGAGCUUAUUAGAAAUACAUUCCUCAGCCAGAUGAGACAUACAUUCAAUCAUAAUCUCUAGGAUGGGUCUUGGGGAGCUAUAUCUUUAUCAAACUCUCCAGACGAUUCUAACGAUGAGUCAGGUUUAGAAACCAUAGUCCUAAAAGAACAACUUAGAUUAUUUUCUUUCAGAUGUGCUGUCUUGUACUUGUCCCUUUGGAGACUCAUCUACAAUUUUUUCUGCCACUCACCCUGCAUUGAGAGAACUUUUUGUGGUACAUUUCCUUUGUAAAUUUGUCACUGUGCAUUCUCUACCUUUUUUACAAAAGCAGUGCCUGGUGAAAGGAAAUCCUGCUGACAGACUUCUCUCCCUUGAGAGCUUGUCCUCUGGUGGCUAAAGUGAGUGCUCAGUAUUUAGAGACCCUGGAGAUUAUCUAAUACAAACUUCGACCUGAUGAAUCAACCGGACAGUGAGUGGGCCCAGUGUCAGCAUUCACACCUCCGAGACUUGGAAGCUAGUGCCUCCAAGGCACUUAUGAGCCCUGGGGUUAUUCAAAGACUUAAUUUUGAAUCUAAUAGGCAAGGUGUGCACUAAGAGAUUUUAAAAGUACAAGAGAAGAGCAAUCACAAGCCGUGAUGAUUCUGAGUUCACAGAAGCCCAAGGGAUUCUGACAUUUCUCCAAGGAGUUAGCCAGGAGAAACCCUAACCGGUUGAGCUGAGAUGGAGGAGAACAGUAAGAAGGCCCAGCGGGCUUUGCUCAACCAGGGAGAGGAGGAUGAACUGGAGGUGUUUGGUUACCGUGACCAGAAUGUACGGAAAGCCCUCUGCCUCGUCGCAUCCGUGCUGACCUGUGGGGGCCUUCUGCUGGUGUUCUACUGGAGACCCCAGUGGAGAGUGUGGGCCAGCUGCGUCCCAUGCCCCUUGCAAGAAGCAGACACUGUUUUGCUGAGGACAACAGACGAAUUUCAAAGAUAUAUGAGGAAGAAGGUAUUCUGCCUCUACCUAUCCACACUGAAGUUUCCUGUAAGCAAAAAGUGGAAAGAAUCCCUGGUGGCUGACCGCCACUCUGUCAUAAACCAAGCCUUACUAAAGCCAGAAUUAAAACUGCGAUGCAUCCAAGUGCAGAAAAUCAGGUAUGUUUGGAACAACCUGGAGAAGCGGUUUCAGAAAGUUGGGUUGCUAGAGGACAGCAACUCCUGCUUUGACAUCCAUCAGACAUUUGGAUUGGGUCUGACCAGUGAAGAGCAAGAAGUCAGAAGAUUAGUGUGUGGGCCCAACACCAUUGAGGUUGAAAUCCAACCCAUAUGGAGGCUGCUUGUCAAACAGGUUUUAAAUCCAUUCUAUGUGUUCCAAGCCUUCACUCUAACUUUGUGGCUGUCUCAAGGUUACAUAGAAUACUCUGUGGCCAUCAUCAUUUUGUCUGUUAUCUCCAUUGUCUUAAGUGUGUAUGAUUUGAGACAGCAAUCAGUUAAGCUGCAUCACCUCGUGGAAGACCACAACAAAGUCCAGGUUACAAUCAUCGUAAAAGACAAAGGUUUGGAGGAGCUGGAAUCCCGUCUCUUGGUUCCUGGAGACGUUCUUAUUCUUCCAGGAAAAUUUUCAUUGCCGUGUGAUGCUGUUUUGAUUGAUGGACACUGCGUGGUGAAUGAAGGCAUGCUCACAGGAGAAAGUAUACCUGUUACAAAGACACCAUUGCCCCAAAUGGAGAAUACUGUGCCUUGGAAAUGUCACAGCCUGGAGGAUUAUCGGAGACAUGUCCUCUUCUGUGGAACAGAAGUUAUCCAGGUCAAGUCCUCUGGGCAGGGACCUGUAAGAGCAGUCGUAUUGCAAACAGGUUACAAUACAGCCAAAGGGGACUUAGUGAGAUCCAUCCUCUACCCUCGGCCUUUGAACUUCAAACUAUACAGCGAUGCCUUCAAGUUCAUGGUGUUCCUGGCCUGCCUUGGUGUCAUGGGUUUUUUCUAUGCCCUAGGGGUAUAUACGUACCAUGGAAUCCCUCCAAAAGACACUGUGACCAUGGCCCUGAUUCUCCUUACCGUGACUGUCCCUCCAGUGCUGCCAGCUGCCCUGACCAUAGGCAUUGUGUAUGCUCAGAAGAGACUGAAGAAAGAGAAAAUCUUCUGUAUCUCCCCACAGAGAAUCAACAUGUGUGGGCAAAUAAACCUCGUGUGCUUUGACAAAACUGGCACUCUCACUGAAGAUGGGCUGGACCUCUGGGGGACUGUCCCUACUGCUGGCAACUGCUUCCAGGAAGCCCACAGCUUUGCCUUGGGCCAGUCUUUGCCAUGGGGCCCACUGUGUGCAUCCAUGGCCAGCUGCCACUCUCUGGUUCUCGUCGAUGGGACCAUCCAGGGAGACCCUCUGGACCUCAAAAUGUUUGAGGGCACUGCCUGGAAAAUGGAAGAUUGCAACAUAGACUCCUGCAAAUUUGGGAUGUCAAAUUCAAACAUCAUAAAACCAGGACCAAAAGCCAGUAAGAGUCUGAUAGAAGCCAUCACCACCUUGCGCCAGUUUCCAUUUUCCUCAAGCCUGCAGAGGAUGUCCGUGAUUGCUCAGCUAGCUGGAGAAGACCACUUCCACGUCUACAUGAAGGGUGCCCCAGAAAUGGUGGCCAGAUUCUGCAGAUCUGAAACAGUGCCCAAGAAUUUCCCACAGGAGCUGAGGAAUUACACAGUGCAAGGCUUCCGUGUCAUUGCUUUUGCCCACAAAGCCUUGAAGAUGGGAAACCUUUCAGAAGUGGAGCACCUAGCCAGAGAAAAAGUGGAGUCAGAGUUAACAUUUCUGGGACUUCUCAUCAUGGAGAAUCGCUUGAAAAAAGAAACCAAACCAGUCUUGAAGGAACUAAGCGAGGCCCAUAUCAGGACUGUGAUGAUUACAGGUGACAACCUAGAAACAGCCAUUACUGUGGCAAAGAAUUCUGAAAUGAUCCCUCAAGGCAGCCAAGUGAUCAUUGUUGAAGCCAAUGAGCCAGAAGAAUGUGUUCCUGCCUCUGUGACCUGGCAGCUGGUGGAGAACCAAGAGACGGGACCUGGGAAGAAAGAAACCUACAUUAACACUGGAAACAGUUCAAUGCCUGGUGGGGAAAGAGGAAGCUGCUACCAUUUUGCAAUGAGUGGGAAAUCAUACCAAGUGAUAUUUCAGCAUUUCAACAGCCUGCUUCCAAAAAUUCUGGUGAAUGGAACUGUUUUUGCAAGAAUGUCUCCUGGGCAGAAAUCAAGCCUUAUUGAAGAAUUUCAGAAAUUAAAUUAUUAUGUGGGCAUGUGUGGAGAUGGAGCUAAUGACUGUGGGGCUUUGAAAGUGGCUCAUGCAGGCAUUUCAUUGUCAGAGCACGAAGCAUCUGUGGCAUCCCCUUUUACUUCUAAAAUGGCCAACAUCAAGUGUGUGCCUCAUCUCAUCAGAGAAGGCCGAGCUGCUCUGGUUUCAUCCUUUGGGGUAUUCAAAUACUUGACCAUGUAUGGCAUAAUCCAGUUUAUCGGUACAUCCCUGCUCUAUUGGCAACUACAACUCUUUGGAAAUUACCAGUAUCUCAUGCAAGACGUAGCCAUUACUUUGAUGGUCUGUUUGACAAUGAGUUCAACCCAUGCCUACCCAAAGCUGGCUCCAUAUAGACCAGCAGGACAGCUCCUUUCUCCCCCUUUACUGCUGUCAGUAUUUUUGAAUUCCUGUUUCUCCUGCAUUGUGCAGAUCUGUGCAUUUCUCUAUGUGAAGCAGCAGCCUUGGUAUUGUGAGGUCUACCAAUACAGUGAGUGUUUUCUGGCCAACCAAAGUAAUUUUUCAACAAAUGUGAGUUUGGAAAGAAACUGGACUGGAAAUGCAACUCUGAUUCCUGGCUCAAUUUUAAGUUUUGAGAGUACCACACUGUGGCCGAUCACCACCAUCAACUGUAUCACAGUAGCAUUUAUCUUUUCUAAGGGAAAGCCAUUUCGAAAACCCAUCUAUACAAACUAUAUAUUUUCAUUUCUGCUGCUAGCUGCCUUGGGCCUCACAAUUUUCAUUCUGUUUUCUGACUUUCAAGUUAUAUACCAUGGAAUGGAGUUCAUCCCAACCAUAACAUCAUGGAGGGUUUUAAUUUUGAUGGUAGCCUUCACCCAAUUCUGUGUGGCUUUCUUUGUCGAGGAUGCCAUCCUUCAAAAUCGUGAGCUCUGGCUGUUGAUCAAAAAAAAAUUUGGAUUUUACUCUAAAAGUCAAUAUAGGACCUGGCAAAAAAAGCUGGCAGAAGAUUCAACCUGGCCUCCCACCAACAGGACAGAUUAUUCAGGUGAUGGCAAAAAUGGAUUCUACAUCAACAGAGGCUAUGAAAGCCAUGAAAAGAUUCCAGAAAGAAAACUCAAAUUGGGAGGCCAACCCACAGAACGGCAUUUUUGGACCAGGCUGUAAUCAGAAAUGUUGUCAUACAUGCCCAACAGCAUUGCCUUCUUUCCCCAAAAUUAACGCAUUGUGGAGAAGUGAUGAUAGUCUCCCCUUAUCUUUCCUCUCUCCAUUCAAGGACUCAAAACAUAUUUUCACUGCAUUAAACCUUGCAGCAAAGGACCAUAGAUAGGCUUAUUCUGCCUGUAUCCUUUAUCAGUGAGAGAAAUUCAUUUCCAGCAAUAUCAUUUCCAAUAAACUGUAUUCAUUUUG
Molecule: messenger RNA, 7244 nt
Organism: Sapajus apella (tufted capuchin)
Lineage: Eukaryota; Metazoa; Chordata; Mammalia; Primates; Cebidae
Gene: ATP13A5
Product: ATPase 13A5
Exons: 32
Coding region: 3345-7001 (1218 amino acids)
Biological process (GO): intracellular calcium ion homeostasis; polyamine transmembrane transport
Cellular component (GO): late endosome membrane
Molecular function (GO): ATPase-coupled monoatomic cation transmembrane transporter activity; ATP hydrolysis activity; P-type ion transporter activity
Source: RefSeq, a predicted model, not a curated record